UGAAGGCUUGCUUGCCCAAUGCACAAGGGAUUAUUGAUUCAGAAGAAGAUGAUACUUUUCUCUGGUAUCCGGAGCCUGGCCGUGGUAGUGGGAACUUCUCUACUAGCGCGACUUGGAGAGCCCUUCAUCACAAUCCUUUAGAGGUGUGCUGGCAUAAGGUGGUGUGGUUCGCAGGUCGAGUACCUAAACAUGCCUUUAUUACAUGGAUUGCAGCUAGAGACAGAAUGGUUACAAGAGAUAAACUAAUUCGGUGGGGAUUGAGAGUUCCAGCGAGCUGUGUCCUAUGCCCCUCUCAUGAGGAAUCUCGAAAUCACCUGUUUUUUUAUUGUACCUUCAGCAGUCAGGUUUGGACGUUUUUCACUUCUCGCUUACACCUCUCACCCCCACAGGGGUUCGAGGCAAUUCUGAGAUGGCUUAAUGCUCCCUCUAGAGAUCCUAGUAUUACGUUGAUCGUGAGACUUAUCUUCCAAGCCGUCUUAUACUUGGUCUGGAAAGAGAGAAAUAGUAGAGUUCAUGGAGGUGUGGAGAAACCUCAUAGUGCGAUUGUAGCUGAAGUCCAGCAGAUCAUCAGGUUCAGACUAGAUCCUUUGGCUCGUCGACAGGUACUAGCGUCAGGGCAGUCGUCAGUGCUUGCAGUUUGGUUCUCCUUCUUCGAUGGGUGAUGCUGGUUUUGUUACUCGAGGAGUGUCUUGGUGGUAAGUUUGUUGAGUGGCUGUAGAGCUGCUCUUUUUUCUUAGCUUUAUGUUCGGUUUCUUUGUAAUAAGUUUUUUUAUUAAUAAAUGGAAAUUUAAAAAAAAAAAAAAAAAAAAAAGAAUAACAUGUUUAUUUAUUUUAAUAUCGCCACAUCGAGUUUGAUCAUCUAUUGUGCAUUUAAGAUAUAUUUCCUAAGUAUAUGAGAUUUUGUAAAAUAUAUAGGAUGAACUGCAGGUAGAAAUGCAUAAUAAAUCUCUUAAAUAUUUGUCUAUUGUUCAGAUAUAUUCUGAUGAUGAGACGGUUCUUGAAGCUGCUUCUCGUGAAGUAAUGGAAGAAACAAGACGGGAGUUAAAGGAAUAACACGAGUAUGUUUUCUGUGCCAGCAUAGAUACUUAAUCACAAGUAGAGAAAGUUCUUGUAUAGAUUAGAUUGGAUUAUCUUUUAGUGUUUGACUGUUUUAUACAAAAUCAAUUGAGUUAGGAAAUUUAGAUUGGAUUGUCUUUUGAUGUCCUCCUAUUGUUUAUGUAAUGCAUAUUUUGAACUACUUGAUUCCACUGUUUUUAAUUAACAAACUUUAAUUAUAAUUGUUUUUCAUUUACAAUUAAUUAUUUGUUUAUAAAUUCAAAUAUAAAUUUUAAUUUUAAUUUUUGUAAAAUAAAAUAAUAAAUAUCAUUGCAGUCCCAAAGUAGUUGCUAAUAUUUGCAACGACUGUGUAACUCCAAAUACCAAUGUAGCUGCAUAUGAGUCGCACUUUUUUGCCACUACUUUAUCACUAAUGAACUAAAAAACCCAACUACGUUGUCGUAUCAUAUGGAAAUUGUAACAAUUUAUGAGUUCCAAUGUAGUUAUACAUUACUCACAAAAUUAGCUACUUAUUGUGAAGUCUCACAGUAGUGCUAAUUGGCAACCAAUUUGCGACGAACUUUUUUUUACUUCAACCCGUAGUUGCAAAAAGGUAACAAAAGUCAUAUUUGUGACUAUUUUGUCACUAUAUAUGUAGUGGCAAAAUGAAUGUUUUUUUGUAGUGUAUAUAGCUUUAAAAUAUCUUUUUAUUAGUAUAGAUUUUCCGUAUACAGGAUCAUCUGACCCAAAAUGAUAAGAAUUAUACCCGGGACUAAUCAUGGUUUGGUUCUUAAAAACCGAGCCAAAUCGUUCUACGACCUUAUCUUUGUUCCGUUUAGAUUUUCCUAUGGCUAAACAAUUAACAAUAACAAAAAAAUCUUUAUAUAUAAAGAAGGGUUUCCUUCACUCAUAGGGAGUCCACGUCAGCUGCCACCUAGGAAAGUUACCUCAUGUCCAUGCGACACGUGUCCGAUAGAUGAAACUCACCGUUUCAUUUAAACGGUUUGAUGGGCUUCAGCUUUGAUGGGCUUCAGCAAGGCAUCUCGCGACUCCUCAUGUCAUCUCUGUGGCGGCUCCGCGAUUGCCUCCCUCCGUUGCCGAGACCAAGCUUCCUUCGCAACCGUAAGCCACGUUAUCUCCUAGCUCUCAAAGUCGUCGAUCUCACUUCCAAUUGCAGAAGAUCUCAAGCCGCGGCAGCCAAUCUCACUUCUAUUUUCGUCUGAAGGGUUGAUGGUUGACCGUCUCCGACUCUUCACUUCGUCGUCACCAUUUCGACUCUCUAUAAUUCGUCGUUACCGCGACCCACUUUGAUUAAUCAAUUAUCUUCUUUACUCCUUUCGUCUCCUUUUAUAUCAGAAUUAUGCUUUAUGGUUUGAAUCCAGUGGUUUAUUAUUUUUAUUUUUGUUUGUAAUUGUUUUCAGGAACCACUCAUUCCAGCCAGAAACAUCCGGAUACUCUGUUCACGUAGCUAUGUUCACAAGAAGUUGCUUAGCAGAGGAUGAUACUCUGAUCACGCAGCUAUUCGUAAAACGGAGAUAGUGAAAUUGAGGAGACAAUCAGAGAGAUGGAAGCAACAGAGAUGGAAGCAACGAUGAAAUGAAAUAAUUUGAGCAAAAAUGUUCUACUUGAGGCAUGUAUGCACAAAGUGACAGAAGAGUCAGAAAAACGUGGAGCAGUUUGGUCUGAAAAGUGGCCAGAGUAGAGAUUGUUCAUCAGUGGGUUGAAGACACAUAUGGAAAUCAGCACAAGAGGAUUUCACAGCAGACAUGAUUGUUGAAAAACUAUUGUUUCAGUCAUACUUCAAGGGUGAAGGAAUUGAUUGGUGGUAUGUGAGAAACGUUAUGGAUUGAGAGCUAUAUAUGGAGGUUUUAUUGCUGCAUUGAAGGAUCUGAGACAGUGAGACUCUGUGUGAUUAAUGUACUUUCCUCAAACUUACGACCUUCAUGAUGAUUCAUCAAUUCUCUGCACUGAAGAAGAGGUGCAGCUUGGUGUCUGUAAUAGUUGAAGUGGACCGAAUUCUUAGACCACAAGGAACAUUUAUAGUAAAUGAUGGCAUGGAAAAGAUAGGAGAAAUUGAGAAGAUGAUGGAAUCACUGAAAUGGAAUGUAAGAAUGACACAUUCCAGAUAUGGAGAAGGAGUGAUCUCUGUUCAGAAGUCAUGGUGGCGUCCUACAGAGGUCGAGACCAUUACAUCGGCCAUAGAAAGUGAAAGAGAAUUGGUUUAAUAUAGUUUAAUGAGAAUGUUUCUUUUAUGAUCACGUUGAUUGUUUACAUUGUAUUAGGCCAAUAUGUGUAUCCUUUUUUACAUUGACGAAAUUGUAUACAAGACAUUGUCCCUAUAAUGUAAGCUUUUUAUAAGUUUUUAAUUUGGUCCUAAACACCCGUGGAAUAUUUAUACUACUGCAGCAAACUUAUAUAGACUGUCUAUUUGAACUAUAGGUUUAUGAUGAACUCAUGUUAAUUACAUCACCAAAAAACUCUCAAUAGAAAAAUAAACUAGAGCAAAAAGAAUUAUUAAAUUAAAAAAAUUGUAACAAAUUUAAAAUAUAACUUAUUAAAUUCAAUAAGCAAAUAUAGUAAAAUUGUUACUAUAAGAAAUAACUUAUAAAAUAAAUUCAAUGUAAAUUCUUAUACCAAAAAUUAAUCAAUAAAUCUUAUAUUAAAAAUUAUAAUUAGUUAUUCAGAUAACAUGGUUUUGUUUGGUGUCCAAAUAUAAUAGCAUAUAAAAAAUUCAAAUAAAUAUCUAUAUUAUUAAGUAGUAACAAUUGAUAUUAGGUUUUCAUGCUACCUACCUUAAAAUAAUUUUUUUGUUAUAGGAAAAUAACAAAACAAUUUUACAAAAAAUUAUAUAUCAAAAAUAAAUUCUAUUGUAUAUAACUUAUAGAAAAAUGAUAAAAUAAAUAGUGAAAGUUGUUAUAAAAAUAGUGAAAUUAAUGUCACAUAUAAUUGAAAAUGAAUUAAAUAUUUUUAAAAUUACAUGAAAGUGGUUUUAAGGGUAACAUAAGUAUUGUGAACACAAAAUGUAGGGUUAGUUUAUUUAAUUAAAUUUGAAUUUUUUACAAAACAAUAAAAUAAAAAUAUCAACCAUAAUUUAAUACAAAAAUGAAACUAAUAUAUAUACUUGCAUAGUCCAACAGAAGACAUAAUGUAAAGUACCUAUAACUAAAUAAGUAACAGAAAUAAAAUUACAUAACUUAUACUAAAACCAACAGAUUAAUAUAUAUAUAUAUAUAUAUAUAUAUAUAUAUAAUAAAUAUAGACACUUUUUCAUCGAUAAUCACAACAAUUACAUUAGAAAAUUUAUUCACCUAACGAAACUAACUUUGUGUCUUUUACAGUAAACGAGUUCAACAAAAAAGAAUGAUAAAUUUUUUCAAGAAAAUUAUAAAAUAACAUUUCAUACAUUAAUUAGAAUAAAAUAAUUUAAACUAAAAACAAAUGUUAAGCAAAAUCUAAUAGAGAAACUUCCCGCAAGUGGAAGAUGAUGAGUCCAUGUAAAUAUUACAUAACCAUUAUUAAAAUAGGAGAUCUCCAUUAUACAAAUGUACUAUUUGUAUUGACAAUUGAUAAAAUUAGAGAGAUGGAGAUGCUCUUAAUACGAAACAAUUUGGUUUUGGUUCGUACUCUAUUAUAUGUUCGCUUCAGUUUCAAAUGUAUUUUGUUAAAAAAAUUGUAGAAUCAGUGAAGUUAUUGCUUUAGUCGAUAAUGUUUGGCAAUAAAAUUAUUAAAAUGAUAACAUGGAGAUUCAUUAUAUAUAUCAACACAUAAAAAUAAACAAUAUAUAUAGUAGAAAGUCUAUAAAUUAAUACUCGGCAAAUGAAUAGACACAAUAAUUAAAAAAAUUUAGUUAUUUUCAAUUGGACAUAUGUAAAAUAUAACUGAAUUCGAUAAAAUAAUAAUAACAUAACUUUUAUAUAUAUAAAUUUUAUAUAAACAUAAACAAAUCAUCUUUUAAAAAAUGAAUUAAUCUUUCUUUCUGUUUAAAGAAUUUCACUAUUAUGAUGUUUUUAUUGAAUUACAAAAAAAAUACAUUUAUAUACUAUCAUCAAAUUCAACACACAUUAUAUAUCAAAUAACUUAAAUAAGUAGAUAAAAUUUAACUAACAUAUAGUAUCAUAUAGUUAUUUUUUUUGGAAGACAAAAAUAACUAUUGUAAACAAACAAAAUAUAUCUUAUCACAUAUCAAUAUCUCACCUAAAACUUCCUGAAAGACAAAAAUCAUUAUCAUACACAUUUCUUGCAAAUGCAAAUCUAAAAUACAAAUCACAAAAUCAUACAAAUAAUAAUAACCUAGAUCACAAGUAAAACAUAUCCCGCCCGUAGGGCGGACCGACCCUAGUAGGUUAUAUAAUGUUCAUGUCGAAAAUAGAGCUUUUGUUUUCUUCCCAUGGCUACUUGACUAUAUCUGGAAAGCAUAAAACGACAAGCUUUCUACUUAAUGGUGUUGAAAUCCCUUCUUAACACGUUAGCUCUGCUAAGGGGUGAAAUUGCGGGCAAGAACAAAAUAGAUUGUUCAUAUUAGAGUAUGAUUAAUAGAGAAUUUUUAGGAUGGAGUUCUUAGAAUAUAAUUAAUGGAAGGUUCUUAGGUUGGAGUUCUAAACGGAAUAUAAGAAUCUGUCUCUUAAUUUUUAAUUAAAAAGCUAAGAACUGGUUCUUAAAUAUGGAUUCUUAUAUUUCACUAAAAAUCCACCCUAAAAACUUCCAUUAAUCAUGCUCUUAGCGAACAUCCUAUACAUAAAUAGUCAUUCUGGUUUACUAGCUCGUAGUGCGCAUCUUAAAGAUGGCGUCCUUUGUCAGUUGUAAGUAGGUCAUAUUUGUAAGCACCACCAUGCCAAUCAUCGACACUGCACCGGCUACCAAUUAACCAAGAUUUGUCAAGAUGAAUUCCCGUUUUAUUACUUAAAUUGCUAAUACCUUGCUUCCACGAAUUCUAACAACCACAGCCGUAUUCACCACGUUUAAAUCAAUAAAAAUCUUUUUAAAUCCAUUCUGUGAUAUUAUUUAUUUCAGCUGGUGGAGCUUUUUUCAAGAUGCAUAAAUUUACAUGUUUCACACCCUUUCGUAUUUGUUCUACAAAUUAAACCUCUCAUUACUUUCAUUAGUUACUCUAUUUCUGGACUGAAAUUAACCAGCAAAAAUUCUCCUAAAAUGUCCCAAGAUAGAUUAACUCCAGCCAUGUCUGUAACAUAUCUCACUUAUUGUAAACAAAAUUUGGUUCAAUCAUAAUUAUACAUUUUGCUAUUUUAUAUGUCUUUGACCUGUGAGAAUCUAUAUAUCACUAACCGUUUUUACAUCAUACUCCCUGUUCCAAAGGAAGCGAGGUUUAUACUCAAGCCGUUCCUUUUUUAGGAGCCAAGUGAACAACGUCUAAUUACCAAAAUUCAUUGACCAUUUUCUUCUUCCAAAUGAAAUAACAAGUAAUUAGGAGUAAGGGGUUGUAGCUUUAGUAGGGCUUGAACUUGACAAUAAAACCAUUAUGAGCUGUAUAUUUUAACCAUUAAACGAUAAGCUCUUGUCCGAAUUUUUAUAUGCAAGACCGUGCUUGAUUUGCUAAGAAAGGGCAUUUUAAUUAUAUAUAUAUAUAUAUAUAUAUAUAUAUAUAUAACAUUAUAGGCAUCCAACCCCCAAAGAUGUUAUUCGUUGGAUUCGAAUAUUCUUAAAAAUGGUGUUCAAGAAGACUGCCACCCAUUACAGUGAAAAACGUUAGUUGUGGAGCUCUGCAAGAACGGAUGAUUAUGGUCUUAUGGACACUCUAAAUUUGAUCAUACAUUUCUUGUUUUUAGUUAAUAUUUUUAUAUCAGACAUGCCCAUGUGACCAUUUGACUCCUUGAGCAGACAUACCUGUUUGUAAGGAAUAUAACAUCUGUUUGACUCCGAUUUAACGAAGUUUAUUACCACAUACUAAUUUGUUAUGUAUUUUAACCUCUUCGAUAACACGAUCAUAUCGAUUAAACAGCUUUCGUUUACACUUUGUGGAUAAUUAAAUGACAUAAUAGAAUAUGCUUCGCGUGAUUAUAAUAAACAUUGCUCGUUCGCCUCCACCGAUCUCGUCUUUAGUUUUGACCACACCGACACACUGAAACGUAGGAAUUAAACUUCUUUUUGUUUUCUCUGUUCCUCUAUUGUUGUACAUUGUCCUCUUUACAUCUCUGUCGGGUAGCUAGAAAUAUCAAUUUUUCUGCCUAAUAAAUUUCAUCCAUUUAAUUCCCAACGGUACAAAGUUUGCACCCAUCUUGGGAAUGCAACUCAUGAUUAUGAUCUUUUCAAUGCAUACAUUUGUCGUCGGACCACUACUCCAUUAUUAUAUAAAUAAUUAUACAUUAUAACAUUUGGAUCAUAUUCUUAACUAAGCGAGGAAUAAACAGAGGAUAUAUCCAAGGGACAAGCAUGUGACAAUAUACCCAACUUAGUAAAUCCAAAACAUAAUUUGAGAAAAAUCUUAUAUGUAUACGUACUGCCUACCUAAAACAGGUUGGUUAUUUAUAUAAACUUUCCGUUUUGUAACUACAGACACCGUAUAUAGGUAUUUCGUUUGAAUGUAGUUCUAUAAAACAGCUAUUUCAUUUUAAUAUAUAAGAACAAAACAGCGAGAUAAAUAACGACAGAGACUGACUCUCACUCUUAUUACAAAUGAGCCAACGACACAGCACGCCCGUCAUCUUCAUCUUCCCUCCCCCUGCUCCAAAUCUCCACCUCAUUAAACACACUGAAAGAGAGAGAGAUGGAGUUUUCUGAAUAUAACACUCUCUGACCUUCUUGUCAUAUCACAAACAAAUCUCUCACACUCGUUUUUCCUCAUCGAAACAUUCUCUUUCUUCUUCAUAUUCGUCUUCUUUUUCUUUAUGGGUUGUCGAGAUGUUCUGUUAACUUUCUAUGUGGCUCUCUUGCUCAUCUUUCUGUUCCAGGUCUGGCUUUUCCGGGAAGGACAAGUCCGGGAACUGUCCGAAGACAACCACCUCGGAAGAGACAGAAACACUCUUGUCUCCAAGAACAAGAAGGACGACGAUGAUGUUCAACGGCUCUUUCAAAGGUAUUUCAAGGGAUCAUCCUUUGGUCUAAACAACAACAACAGCAACACUCGCUUUGAAGAUUCUGAUAGAAAAAUCCCUAUUUCCCCAGAUCCCCUACACAACUAGUUAGUUACUUUAGCUUCUUCUAUUUUUUUAUUUUCUUUUCAACUCUUAUUGUCCAAAACAAACCUUAUAUUUACCUCACUUUCUUUGUAUGUAUUUCUUAAAUGAGGACAUGUUCUGUUUAUCACUAGAGAAUAUUUUGAAGGCUUAAAGCAAUAAAUCACUAAAAUUUCAUAA
This is a messenger RNA of Brassica rapa (field mustard), 8345 nucleotides long. Its product is annotated as CLAVATA3/ESR (CLE)-related protein 43. NCBI's taxonomy places the organism in Eukaryota, Viridiplantae, Streptophyta, Magnoliopsida, Brassicales, Brassicaceae. The record is from RefSeq and is a predicted model, not a curated record.